AUGGCAGACAUCAGACCAAACAACAUACUUAUUAACUAUGACAUGACAACCGACGGAAUUCUUAACAUCAAGAAAACCCUUAUCGCCGACCUCGAAGAUUCAUUUAUACUUCUUCCAGGUCAAUGCAUAACGGGCGGCAGAUGUGGAAACCAAUUUUGGCGCAGCCCUGAAUCCUGGGGCAAAGGAAGACAAAGCAUGCUAUCAGACAUCUUUUCCAUGGGUAUAGUUGCCAUCUACAUCAUGAACAAGCAAAUGAUAUUCUACGACGGUUUAAAAGAUGAAGAUUUUGUCGACGGCGAGGCCUGUGACCAAAUUUUAAGGAGACAUAUCUCGUAUUUCUGGGAUGAAAAUGAUUUUACGGCACUUUUGGAGUAUAUUGGGGAGGAUAAUCCGUUUCAUGAUCGUCUUAUUGAUAUUUUCAAUAACACCAAGAACCCGAGACCGCCUUUUCGAAAUUGGAUAAAGAUCGAUGCGGAACUUAGAGAUUUGGUUGUGAAGAUGGUGAGGUUGGAUCCAAGGGGUAGGAUUAGUGCAAGAGAGGCUUUGAAACAUUCGUUUUUUGACGGAAUUGGUUGA
Molecule: messenger RNA, 576 nt
Organism: Sclerotinia sclerotiorum 1980 UF-70
Lineage: Eukaryota; Fungi; Ascomycota; Leotiomycetes; Helotiales; Sclerotiniaceae
Exons: 1
Coding region: 1-576 (191 amino acids)
Biological process (GO): protein phosphorylation
Cellular component (GO): cytoplasm
Molecular function (GO): protein serine/threonine kinase activity; ATP binding
Source: RefSeq, a predicted model, not a curated record